Etheostoma spectabile (orangethroat darter) is the source of this 1053-nucleotide messenger RNA. RefSeq lists its product as uncharacterized. Lineage: Eukaryota; Metazoa; Chordata; Actinopteri; Perciformes; Percidae. The record is from RefSeq and is a predicted model, not a curated record. Gene Ontology annotation, cellular component: membrane.
UGCUGCUCUGUGUCUGAGCACCUGAGAAGGGUCCAGAGAAGUUCUCAGUCCGUACUGGGGGCUCUGCACAUUAUGGUUGGGUUGCUCAACAUCGGCCUUGGAACGAUACUCACUUGGCAUGGCAAUGGCUAUUGGAUUUCAGUGGACGGAUUUCCUUUUUGGCUUUUUGGUGGAUUGUUUAUUUUGUUUGGCACCAUUGGCAUUUUGUCUGAGAAGUACCCCAGUCCAUGUCUGGUCAUCAUCAAUGUGAUCCUGAAUCUAGCAGGAGUUGGUAUUGCCAUUGCUGGCAUCGUACUCUACAGCGUAAAUACGUCAACCAUUUACAUGUGGUGGAUGUGUAGGAAUUACGACGAUGAUUACUAUUCAUCCUACAGGAGACAGACUACAACUCCCUCUCCUGAGCAGGACAUCAUGAAGGAGAAAUGCUUGGAGGUCAAAGAACUGACUCUGAUGCUUUUGAGAAGCAUAAGCGCUGUGCUGAUUGUCCUGUCAACCCUGGAGCUCUGCCUUACCAUCAGCUCUGCCGUCAUGGCGAUCAAGGCUCUAAAGAGCAGUCAGAAGGGAGAAAAGGAGAAGACCGGGGACCCAGAACUCUACAAACCACUGCUGGAGGAAGUCACCAGUAACCCCACAGUCUGAAUGGAAAUAUCUGCUUUGUGCUCUGAGCUACCACGUAUAAUCCUGUGCAUUUAUACCAUUGACUGUAUAUCUAUGUAAUGUCAAUGAUUUAGUCAAAUUCAGGUGGUAUGCUUAAAAAUACUUAAAGAUAGCACUUAUAUUUUGUAUGAUUUUCUAUAGAAUAAUGUGCCUUACGGUCAGCUUGUGUAGGUAAAAGGGAAGUUCAUGAAUGUGAGUAUGUGACAUUGAUAGAAAUAUACGGUUUUUGUUUACUAUUUUACAAUAUUAAGUCAUGUUAAAAAAAGUCAUCAAUGUUGAUUGUUUGUGCUUCUGUGUACUUUAUGAUAAACCUUAAAGCCAGACACGACAAUGUAAUCAGUUUAAUAACUAGUUGUGUUCUUUGUGUACGAAUAAUAAACCGUUAUCAUUAAAGUA